Messenger RNA from Saccostrea cuccullata (small rock oyster), 2022 nucleotides. RefSeq names its product multiple epidermal growth factor-like domains protein 10. Lineage: Eukaryota; Metazoa; Mollusca; Bivalvia; Ostreida; Ostreidae. The record is from RefSeq and is a predicted model, not a curated record. Gene Ontology annotation, molecular function: scavenger receptor activity. The transcript is spliced from 12 exons. The coding region runs from base 1 to 1824 and encodes 607 amino acids.
AUGACGUUAGCUAACAUUAUAAUAUAUUUCAUGGUAUUAAGAAAUGAUGACACUCUUGCUUAUGAAAACAUAGCUUUAAACAAACCCACACAACAAUCACAGCCGUAUAUCAGUACAAUUUAUCCAGCUGCUACAUUCGACUCCAGUAAUGCUGUUGAUGGUCUGAAGACAAACCUCUCUGCCAAUGGAGGACAAUGUGUUAUAUCAGCUAAUGGAUACAGAACCGCCACCUGGUGGGUAAACUUGACGUCAAUCCACAGUAUUCAUGACAUAAAGAUAUAUUACAGGACGGACAAUGCACUAUGGAUCAGUAUUUUGAAUUUUGUUUCAGAUGCUUCGAAUGGCUACACUGCUAGAUUUUUAGGAUUUUAUGUUUAUGUAUCUAAUACGACAAACAUAUUUGAUGGUCAUCUUUGUUUUCAUGAUACAAAUUACACCAGGGCAACAAUACCGUCAAUUGCCAACAUUACUUGUCCUGUUCACGGUCAAUAUCUCAUCUACUACAACAUCAGACCACAGGAUGCAGAACGUGCUGCGGAAUUUAGCAAAUAUGCAUUCAACGAACUUUGUGAAGUUGAAGUAUAUGGUUGUAACGAAACAGGCGUGUAUGGACCAGAUUGUUCUCUCUCCUGUCCUGACAACUGUUGUUAUUGUCACAUAGAAACAGGCGUAUGUGAGUGGUGUAAACCCGGAUAUAAGGAAUCUCAAUGUGAAUUACCUUGUAGUGCUCAAUUCUACGGAGAAAUCUGCUCUCUGAGAUGUGGUAACUGUAGUGAGGGCAGAGCAUGUCACCAUGUCAACGGAAGCUGUACAAACGGAUGUGACGUCGGUGUUUAUGGUGAUAAAUGCCAAACUCCAUGCCCUGAUGGUUGGCACGGACAUAACUGUUCUGAGAUUUGUAGUAAUUGUGAUGAGUGUGACAGAUUCUCUGGACAAUGUACAUCACCUUGUUACACUGGAUGGAAGGGACCCAUUUGUCGAGAAGAAUGCAGCAAUGGUGGGUAUGGUCAGGCCUGUGGACAGAGAUGUGGAGCCUGUCUGGGAUAUAAACAAUGUCACCACAUCAAUGGUUCUUGUCUAGAAGGAUGUGACCCAGGAUUUAAAGGAGAUCUUUGUGAAACGGGUUGUUCAUCCGGAAAGUUUGGUUUCAACUGUGAGCAGAAUUGUAACGUAAACUGUGGUGUACCAUAUCAAUGUAACAGAACAACAGGAGAAUGUCAGGGAGGAUGUCAACCAGGCUGGGAGGGAGCUCGAUGUGAACAAGUUUGUAAGCAAAAUAAGUACGGUGAAAACUGCUCUAAUUCGUGUGGAUUCUGUCAGGACUCAAACUGUCAUCAUGUAAAUGGAUCUUGUCCAGGAAAAUGUUUGGAUGGAUAUCAAGGAACUUUAUGCAAUGACAUAUGUGAGGCAGGAUUUUAUGGAGAGAAUUGCAAGAAAAAAUGCAGUCUUUUCUGCAAGUCAUCACGUGACUGCAACCACGUGACUGGAAAUUGUAAUGAAGGAUGUAUUGGCGGAUGGCAGGGUGCUAUGUGUUUAAAAGUUGCAGAGAAAAAGGAUGAUGUUGAUUGCCAGUCAAGAUUUUAUGGUGUUCUUGCCGCUCUCUGUGUUUGUCUAAUGACAAAUGCCAUUUUGGUUGCUUAUAUAUGUAUCUAUAGAUGGAAAGGGAAAGAAAAAACAAAGAACCUGGCGUAUAUUGAAGAAAAUGAGACUAAGGCAGCAUCAUUUAACAUGGACAUUGUCUCCAGUAAAAUUGACGAAGACGACAAGAACGGGUACCAAGAGCUGGGAGAACUGGCCCUACCUUCAGAUUAUGAUCGGAUCUGAACAUCUUAUACUCAUACAAUAUUUCACAAAGUCAUGUAAUAAAAAUUCACUCAUAAUAUAAAGACAUGCCAUCACAAACAUGUGGCUCUGACGUAAAAGCAUAUUUAUAAGUAUACUGUAGAUGUAAGCUGAUAUCUUAAAUGAUUAGUUUUACUUCAGAGAGACAGAUUCAUGUUACCGUCUCAACUAUAUCAUAUA